CCAUUUAAGUAGAUUGGCUAAAGGCCCAACAAACUCAUUUAUCAGUCGAAAGCGAGUCGAACCUCGUGAACUUAGCGCAAUCAGUUCGCACCGCUUGCCAUAGCAUUGCAGCGACACUGACACUGGCACUGACACUUGUUGACAGGCCCUCAACAGUUCCGCGAACAGACUCGGAAAAUAACGGAAGCAAGCGAUAACAAACGAGUAUAUGGAAAGGUCGACCACCAAGUUGCCUCAUAUUAUUAGCAGGAAGUUCAAAGCGCGAAAACUUCUUCUUGUGAGCUGGUAGAAGAAUAAAGACACAAAAAAAAAAAUUAAGAAUUCAUAUUUGCUUAACUGUAUCGAGUAGCGGAGGCAACAAAGUUUUAAUGCUUCAAUUGUUGUGUUCUUUUGUGUUGACUUUUCACCAAAACAAGUGUUUCAGUUAUCCGCUUAAUUCAACGCAAUCGUAUUUGCAUAAUAUUUAAUGCUGUCUUGUUGUCUCUUAUAUUAUCUGCAAAUUAUCUGCGUUGUCUUUAUCAGUCGAAUCUGUCGCAAGUAAAAAUACGCGCGUGUGUGCUUUGUGCGAUUUAGUAAAACACUUAUCUAAAAACAGUAUUAGUAACGGUGAGUUAGACGUUCAUCAACCCGACGAUCCCAGCGACGAUCAGUCGUUAUUGUUUCUUGUCGGCGUAACGGUAGUGAGUGAAAUGUCGCGCAAAAGAACGCUGAUCUGCAGUAUCGUGCUACUUUGUCUGCUAAGUGGCAACCAUGGUGUCUUAGCGCUCUUUGAGGGCUGCGAUAGCACUUUUCAAAUAAAUCCCGGCACCACCUAUUUGCAAUCUCCAUAUUAUCCCAACACAUAUCCUCCAUGGACGUCCUGCCGCUAUCAAAUUAUUGCACCAGUGGACUAUACCAUCGAAGCCAAUUGCACCAUCGAUUUGCCCAGUAAUGCCGGUCAAUGCACAACGGAACAUUUUUAUGUGAGCACCGAAGGCGAUCCGCAACUUCGCGAUUCGGAACAGUUCUGCGGCCAAGGCACAUUUACUCGUGUCUCCUUAUUUCGUAAGCUAACUUUGGCGUACGCCUCUUAUGGAAAUACGGGCAGAUUCCUGUGUUCGUUAACGAUACGACCGCAGCAAUGCGAAUGUGGUUGGUCGACGUCCACCAAAAUCGCGAAUGGGCAGGAAGUCGGCACUAAUGAGUUCCCAUUUAUGGUCGGGCUGCAAAAUUUGGCAUCUAGCACGGACAUUUUUUGUGGCGGCACCAUUAUCUCGCAUUUCCACAUAAUCACCGCCGCUCACUGCGCUAGGAUUCAACCGGACGCCUCUCAAAUCAUAGCGCACGUUGGCUUCACACAAAUAUCGACACUGAACAAUUCCCGUUAUGCGGCAGCUUACCGUAUUCGAAGUAUAACUAUACAUCCAGGCUACACGGAUGAUCCGCCCGUUAAUGACAUCAGUGUGCUGGUAACCAAUAUAUUGAUUGAAUGGGAACGCGGCGUUGGUCCGAUCUGCCUUCCACCAGCUGGUUCAUCGACCUUUGCUUACCAAACCGUGGACGUUGCCGGUUGGGGAACCGAAAGCUUUGCCGGUCCGACCACAGAUGCACUAAUGAAAGCUAAUCUUAUGGUGGUCGAGAAUUCUGUGUGUCAGGAAAAGUACGAUGUGCCAAUUUAUUCCUCUCAAAUCUGCACCACGGACUACUCUGGCCAAGGCCGUGAUGCAUGUCAGUAUGACUCCGGCGGUCCAGUGGUGUGGCGCAGUUCACGCAUGUUUCUCGUUGGCUGCAUUAGCUUUGGCCAGGCCUGCGGUCAGCCGUAUGGCACCGGUGUGAAUACGCGCAUAACCUACUUUUUGAACUGGAUUCAGCAAGUAACGGGUUACACGACCUGCGUGAAACCACUGGGCUAAUACUGUUAAGAUAACCGCAUCAAUUACUGUGAAAAUAAAUAUAUAUUAUAUACAUACAU
This is a messenger RNA of Bactrocera dorsalis (oriental fruit fly), 1951 nucleotides long. RefSeq names its product venom serine protease. Lineage: Eukaryota; Metazoa; Arthropoda; Insecta; Diptera; Tephritidae. Gene Ontology annotation, molecular function: serine-type endopeptidase activity. Bases 690 to 1892 code for a protein of 400 amino acids. The record is from RefSeq and is a predicted model, not a curated record. Gene Ontology annotation, biological process: proteolysis. The transcript is spliced from 6 exons.